AUUUAUCAAACCCUUCAUAAUAAGGUUUAUUUUAAGGCUGCUUCCCUUUUCUUUAUAUUUAGGCCCCAUUUUCUUCAGCUCUUGUCUACUCUUUCACUUUCCACUUUCUCUCUCCUCUUUUUCCUCCCAUUUUUAUAGUACACAAGCUAUCUACAAAUCAACUGUAGAAGAGCUUCUACCAUUAACAAUGAAGCUCUUUAAUCUCUGCUUCUUUUCUUUGCUACUUUCUAUUUCAAGUGCUGCAACAUUUUCUCCAAAGGUUGGUGUGAAUUAUGGUACAUUAGGCAAUAACUUACCAAAACCAACCAAAUCAGUUGAACUUAUCAAAAGCCUUAAAGCUGGGAGGGUCAAACUUUAUAGCCCAGACCCAGAAAUUCUUACUGCCCUUGGUGGUACAAACCUUCAAGUCUCAAUCAUGGUUCCGAAUGAGAUCAUUUCGAAUAUUUCGACCAACCAAAAAAUGGCUAAUGAUUGGAUUAAGACCAAUUUGGUUGCUUAUCCUCAUACCUUGAUUAGGUAUGUCCUUGUUGGGAAUGAAAUUCUUAGUUUCAUGACUGAGGCUGAUAAAAAGACUUGGCAUGAUCUAGUCCCGGCUAUGCGGAAAAUCCAAUAUGCCCUCAAGGUGAAUGGCAUCCGCAAAGUCAAAGUUGGGACAACAUUGGCAAUGGAUGUCCUUGAAUCGUCGUACCCACCCUCAAAUGGCACCUUUAGGUCUGAUAUUGCUGAUACUGUGAUGAAGCCAAUGUUGCAGUUUCUCAGCAAUACUAAGUCAUUUCUCUUUAUAGACUGCUACCCGUAUUUUGCUUGGUCGCAGAGCUAUAAGACUAUCAGCCUAGAUUAUGCAUUGUUUAAUGGUGGUGUAACCUACAAAGACCCUGGUAGUGGGUUGACAUAUACCAAUUUGCUCGAUCAAAUGCUUGAUUCUGUUCAUUUUGCGAUGAAGAAGCUUGGGUACCCGGAUAUUAGAAUCUGGAUUGCUGAAACAGGUUGGCCGAAUGGUGGUGAUAUUGACCAAAUUGGAGCUAAUGUCUACAAUGCCGCUACUUACAAUAGAAAUUUGGUUCAAAAGUUGAAUGCUAAACCCUCGGUUGGAACUCCUGCUAUGCCUGAUGCUGUUUUGCCUACCUUCGUAUUUGCUUUGUUUAAUGAGAACCAAAAGGGUGGUCCGGGUACUGAGCGACAUUGGGGACAAUUUUACCCAAAUGGUUCAACUGUUUAUCCAAUUGAUUUGACGGGGAAGACCCCUGUUUCAUCUUAUCCGCCUUUGCCAAAACCGGAUAACAAUGAGCCAUAUAAGGGGAAGAUAUGGUGUGUAGUGGCCAGCAACGCUAACAUUACUCAACUAGCAGAUGCAGUAACAUAUGCCUGUGGUCAAGGAAAAGGAACUUGUGCUGCUAUCCAGCCCAAGGGAAACUGUUACAAUCCAAAUUCAUUAGUUUCUCAUGCUAGCUAUGCAUUUAGCUCAUAUUUCUCACAAAUGAAGAGUCAAGGUGGUACUUGUUAUUUCAAUGGGCUUGCUGUGCAGACUGCCAAGGAUCCCAGUUCCGGUAAAUGCAAGUAUCCGAGUGUUACCCUUCCUUGAGGGUGUGGUGGUGAAUCAAGUUGGAAGCAGAACAAGAAUUCAGUGCCUCUAUUAACGGCGAAUAAUCUUAUAGUAGUAAUAGAUUAACUUAAUUCUUGGGGCAGUGUUUGGGUGCCGAUAUGCUUCUGAUGAUUGAACUUUAGGAAAUUAUACAAACCAGUUGAUUGAAGCUCCUCUUGGAUAAUUUUAGUGCACAUCAAAAUCACUUCCCAUGUUUUGGUACCAUUCUUUUCUAAGAUGCCUUUUUCGGCUUUUUGUAUCAAGUUUUGGUGCUUGUAUCUAUCACAGGCACAUCUUCUUGAGGAAUGGCUGUAAUUUUUCAAUUAUUAGCAAUUUGACUAAUUAUUUUGUUGAUCUUAGGCAUGGUUUAGUAUAAUAAUUUUGGCACUAGUACUUUUCUUUUUGUCA
Messenger RNA from Chenopodium quinoa (quinoa), 1990 nucleotides. RefSeq names its product probable glucan endo-1,3-beta-glucosidase A6. Lineage: Eukaryota; Viridiplantae; Streptophyta; Magnoliopsida; Caryophyllales; Amaranthaceae. Gene Ontology annotation, cellular component: plasma membrane. The transcript is spliced from 3 exons. The record is from RefSeq and is a predicted model, not a curated record. Gene Ontology annotation, biological process: carbohydrate metabolic process. Gene Ontology annotation, molecular function: hydrolase activity, hydrolyzing O-glycosyl compounds. The coding region runs from base 188 to 1582 and encodes 464 amino acids.